UUACAUUCCUGCGAGAUUGCCAGGCCGCAUGGGGUCAGGUGUUGGCUGGGUGGACUUCGUUCAAUGGCAGACCUAUUACCUGCCAGGCUGCUACAGGCAUCGACUGCGAUACGAGCGGGAUGAUCAACCAGAUAAAAAUUCAAGGUGGCAUCAGAGGAGGGCGCCUUCCGAGCUCCAUCUCCAACCUCCGCGAACUCACUGUCCUAUACCUUCGUUACAGUAGGCUCACUGGCUCAGUUCCUUCCGAAGUUUAUGGACUCACAAAAUUGAGGAUCAUAGAUCUUUCAGUGAAUUAUUUUAGUGGAUCAAUCUCCACGGCGGUCAGCAAUCUUAGAAACCUGGUUACCUUAAAUCUCCUGCAGAAUCGUCUGUAUGGCUCCAUCCCAAUUGGCAUCAGCAGAAUUUCCAACCUGCAAUACCUGGAUCUCACCAAAAAUAAUUUCCGCUUCUCGAUCCCAGAUGUAUUGAGCAAUCUUCAAGCACUCACAUCCUUAUCUCUCGCAGACAAUAAGCUGUUUGGCUCCAUUCCCGAUGGAAUCAGUAAUUUUUCAAGACUGCGAAGCCUAUCCCUUUAUAACAGUCAACUCAAUGGCUCAAUUCCUGCUGCAAUCAGUGAACUUAGAACUCUCACAAUGCUAUUCCUCUCGGGCAAUCAGCUGACGGGCUCAAUCCCGGACGAACUCUACGAGCUUACGAACCUGCAAAGGCUGUAUCUCAAUGAGAAUAAGCUCAAUGGCACAGUUUCGCCUGCAAUCGGCAAUCUUGUGAAUCUAGUGGCGCUCUUCUUGCAGCAAAACGAGCUAGAAGGCAGCCUGCCAGAAACAAUGUCUGCACUUGUGUCUCUCGCUAAUCUACAGCUGGCGAAAAAUCGUCUUAGCGGAACGAUUCCUUCUAAAAUUGGCAAGCUGGCUGCAUUGAGUUAUCUGUCACUUGCCUACAACCAGAUCAUUGGAAGCUUACCUGCCAGCCUCAGCAAACUGACAGACAUGCAGACCCUCGAUCUCUCUCACAACUACCUCACAGGCCCCCUGGUGAAACUCCCGCCACUCCUUCCAGCGGACCUGUCCGACAACUACCUGUCGGGUGUUGUGUCCGCACCAAACUGCCAGCGACACAUCAUCGCUGCCAACUGCUUUGCACCAAGCAAAGCCUGCAGUCCUGAGUUGCAGCGACCCGCAGCACAGUGCAUGGCAUUCUGUGGCAUCUCUCCAACCACUGCUGCCUGUGGUGGUCGUGGCGUGUGCUACCCAGACGGGCCCAGCUUGGUGCCAACGUGCUCGUGUGGUGCAGGAUCAGUGCGGUACGGACGAGGCGACUGUGUUCUGCCACCAGGGCCCACGGUGAACAUCCUCCCGCCAUUCGCGUUUCUCACCAAGGGCACGAAGAAGGAGACAAUGGGGAAGUUCAUGGCGAAGCCAAUGACCCUGUUUCAUUACCAGCGUGGUGUUACCUCGGGAUGUGGCUUGGGGUUGGCGUUCAGAGUCAACUUCACCUUCUCUCUCAUGCCCCAGUUUGGUACUGCUGGGUCCAAUGGCUUUGCACUUGUCAUAGCAGCAAAGCCCAAGGUGGGGAAGCCUGCUGGUGUGGGGUACAGUGGAUUGGGACUUCGGAGCAUAGCCGUUGUCUUUGACACGCUUCCGAAUGAUGUGGGCGAGCAGCACGUGGGGCUGUGCAUCAACGGCACAGAGGAGUGUUUGGUCAAGGAGGUGUCUCCAUUCACACUGACCGAUGGCGACUCAUACAAGGUGUGGGUGGACUAUGAGCCUGGGGAUCCCGGCACCAUUCAAGUGUUCCUGGCCAGUUCGAAUACAAAGCCAGACGAGCCACUGCUGCUGGGGAGGGUGUCGCUGUGUGCGGUCCUGCAGCCGGGAGUGAAGCAGCCGGCAUUCUCGUUUGGGUUCGUUGCGUCCACCACUGUGAAGCCCUUCCAGCGGCUAGGCAUUCUCUCCUCCACCGUGCAAACAGGCAUUCCUAAGGUCAAGGCCGUCCUGUUCAAAGAUCAAGCCCUUGGCCUCUCGCUAUCGGAGGACACAUUUGCACCGUCUCGAGGCAGCCCCUUUUCGCGCUACGUGAGUUCGGAUUUCGAGCUCUCGGCCACCAAGAAGGACGCGUGGAGGCUUCGUGACUUCCACACGUGGGACUCUGUGGAUUUCCUUGGCUGGCCUGUCAAGAACCAGCGAGACUGCAAUGCGUGCUGGGCAUAUGCGGUGGUGGCGAGUGUGGAGGCGGCAUACGGCAUUGCAAAGCAGCAGAGCGCCCCUCAACUGUCAGUGGAGGCGCUCUUCGCCCUCAUGGGGCUCUCCGACUCCGACAAGUGCUCCGCUGGCGGCUCCCCCACGCAGGCCCUUGAGAAGCUUGUGGCUCUCGAUGCCUCCAGUGGGCUCACAGGGGACAGUGACCCGGCAACAACGUACCCGGUGCAGUCGUUCGAGCGAGCGCGGUUCAAGGGGUAUGUGGGGCUCAUGAUGGCAGUGCAGAACCAGCCAGUGGUGGUUCACAUCCAGGCGUCUGCUGCCACGUUCGUGAUGUAUGAUGGGACAUACAAAUACCAGGAUCCUGAUUGCUAUACAGGAAGUCUCAACCAUGUUGUACUCGUUAUUGGGUACUUCAUUACGAGAAAUGACGGCAGCCAGAACCGCAUUGCUCCUCCGUUUUGGAUUAUUCGCAACUCGUGGGGAGAGGAGUGGGGCGACAAGGGUCACAUACGCAUGGACAUUCAGGGAGGGGAUGGCGUGUGUGGCAUCAACGUGCUGCCUGGCAUCUACCCCGUUGUCAAGAUUCCAGGGGACCCCUGUGGUCAAAGCAGCUACCAGGGAGAUCGGCCGCAGCCCGUUAUGAAUCCGUGUGGCCGAUUCAAAUGUGGCGUGACAGCAGAGAGCACGAAUAACUGCACCUGCAACAUUCCCACCGCUACUGUGCAGCCUUUUGUACAGGUGGUGAAUGGAGAUGGCUUCACCACAUGUGCUUAUGUGGACGUGUGUGGGUCAUACUUCAAGAACCCCUGCUACGUGGGAGCAUGCAUCAACGAUGGCAAGGGCUCCUACUCCUGCAUCUGCCCUCCCAAUCACGUAGAAAGCAUAACCAUUUACGGCUUCCCAACCUGCGAUCCAGUUAAUACCACAGCCACCACAAUGACAGUCACUGGAGACAACUGGUUGUGUUCGGAUGUUCAUCCACUUGUUGACCUCUCACUCACUGACUUCACUGACCAAAACGCGGGCAUCGACUGCAGCCAGCCAUUGCUCAAGGGCAGUGUCCUUCAGCUGGCUAAUACUCCCGACACACCCUGCACUGCCUUCUUCUACACCCUUAAUGGGGACACCUGUGCAUCCAUGAGCAGGCAGCUCAACUUCACUGAAGCUGAUCUCGCUGAUCUCAACCCCGGACUUGACUGCUCCAAGCCCAUCAAGGCGGGCCGCUCUGUGUGCCUCGAGCGCAGUGAUGCCUUCGCCUUCACCGUCCCUGAGUGUGUGAGAUACGGCACGCUCACUCCGCAAGACACGUGCGAGAAGCUGCUUAAGAGGACCAGCACGAGUGUCCCCCCUUCGGGUGGCACUACACAAGGGGGUGCCAGUGAGAACCCAUGGGCUGCGCUGUACCGCAACAAUCCCGGCCUCACUUGCUCCAACACCAUCCCUUCCUCUGCCUACGCGACAGGCAGCAGGAUUGGCGUACAGUUAGGUUUGUGCAACAAGGGGAGGGCCAAGCGAGUUGCACCAACGUUGACAUGUUCAGGUGCUUACCGCUUUUAUGGUGGAGGAGCUGCUGCUAGUGCGGCGUUUGCAGACUACAACGGUAACGCUUGUGCUGGAACAGUAGGAGGAAAGGUUAUUUGUGUGCCGUGA
This is a messenger RNA of Closterium sp. Naga37s-1, 3845 nucleotides long. NCBI's taxonomy places the organism in Eukaryota, Viridiplantae, Streptophyta, Zygnematophyceae, Desmidiales, Closteriaceae. The record is from the annotation of a GenBank genome assembly.